UAAAAAAAAAAUAUUCAAAGAAAAAACAGGGAAAAGGUAGAGAUCUUCGCCUUAAUAAGUAUAAUCAAAACCUUUUAAAAACACUCAAAAAUGUUGCUAAAAAUAUUAAUGUUAGUACUAUGCAACUUGGUAAAAUCAGAUGUUUAUUUACACAAUCCGAGAGGAAGCAAUAAUCGGCUUGAUGAAUCAGAUAGAGAACGAGACAAUAAUGAUAGGUUGUUUGAUUCUCAAAACAAUGCACGUGGUGGAUAUAAUGAUGGAAAAAUGUACUAUCUUGCAGGAUCACAGCUCUCAAUUGAAUGGACUAAUCAACAUUCUUGUGGUGGACCCAAUGCCAAUUGUGAAAUUAUUGUUCAGUAUAUGUGUAGUAAUGAUCUAAGAGACGGCACUUCAACCAGUACAAUUCCAGAUAACAAUAAAUGCAGAGAAAAGGACUGUGACACUGAUACAAGAUUUGGCAUGCAUGAAGACUCAGACUAUUAUAUGAGGUGCAAAUAUACAUCGAGAAAUCAAGGAUUGUUUACAGCAGAUCAGAACUUAGAUGGACAAACGUCGCAGUACACUCGUCAAAAUCCUGAUGGUACACGUAGAGGUUAUGAAUGCCCUGAAGAACGAGAUUACUAUCCUUAUUGGAGGCCAACGCCAUGGAAGGAUAUUGUGGUGAUGACAAAUGAUAUUAGUCGAUGUAGUUGGUACAAACAAGAAAGUGAAAAUGUGAAACCGAGAUUCAUUUGUGUUCCUCCAGUUGGUUAUAUGGAUGCCCUUAUCCGUAAUAAAGUUAAAGAUCCUUUGGGAAUAACAAAAGAAAGUUGUGAGAAAAUAGAGUUCCCAAAAAAUUCUGGUAAUAAAGCAGUAUGGCAACAAAUAUCAAAGGAGACAAUAAACCCUCCUGAUUGCAUUUUAUCUCCUAAAUCCAGAGAUAAUCAUCUGGGAAACGGAAUUGGUGGGUUUGCAAACACUUAUAAUUGGACAAUACCAAAUGACAUCAACGAAAACUGUGCACUACGUCUGCGCUAUAAUAUUUCUACUGGUGAUUUUCCAACAACUGUUGACUCAUCAAAUAACACUGCUAACAAAAUAAAUAUUGGUUCCUUGGUUGGACUUUCUAAUGACGAAGCUUCUAAAAGAGGAUAUGUCUUUAACAACAAGGGUGUUGUUGUUCAACCAUUGAAAACUGCAAAUCCUAAAAUAGGUGAAAAACUCCAAUUAAAACUAGCUAUUAAUACUGCUCAAUAUGGUAGAACAUUUCAAGACAGAAGCCAUCAAUUUUCAAUUCGAUCUGCUCCUGCUCAGUUGAGUGGGGCUCAGAUAUACAACUUAAAUGUUCGUGGUAAACGAGGAAACAUUGUUCAAGUAUAUCCAGCAGUUGAAUAUGAUUAUGUACCUAGUCGUCUUACUCUAAAAGCUUCAGAUGGAAUUCAUAUACAGUGGACUGGCUCAGAUACAAAUCCGGAUAAUAAUGCUGGACAAGGCACGGCUGGAACUGAUCGUUCAAACAUUGUUUUAUUGAAAAACCAAAAUUUCCCAGAAGGCACUCCUGGUCGAGCUGUUCCACUUGCUUAUGCAUAUGGUGACUAUGGAACUAAUUAUCCAAUGAAUUUAACUUCAAAAAGUUUUUUAGGAUUUAGCAUGGAUGACAUGGUCAAACUUGCAAUACUCAGAUCUAAUAAAGCUGGUUCCAUUAAUUCAGAGCUAAAUAAUGCAGGAAAUUAUUUCGAUCUUGGCCCUCGUAGAGUAGCAGACAGUGCAUUAGGAACUUAUUACUACAUGUGCACCAGAAAUAAUAACUUUUCAAAUCGCAGUCAAAAAGGAAAGCUUAUUGUGUUACCAAAAAAUAAUUCUGCCCAACCAAGAGUUGGCCAACCAAACCCUAAUACUAAGAGAAGCUAUACAAAGAAUGCGCAGAGGUUGAAACAUAACAAACCGUUUUUUACUUAGUAAUUACCUGUAAAUGUUUAAAUUAGAAAAUCACGCUUUGUUUUAAUGAUA
Molecule: messenger RNA, 1989 nt
Organism: Hydra vulgaris (swiftwater hydra)
Lineage: Eukaryota; Metazoa; Cnidaria; Hydrozoa; Anthoathecata; Hydridae
Product: protein DD3-3
Source: RefSeq, a predicted model, not a curated record